Nerophis lumbriciformis (worm pipefish) is the source of this 2722-nucleotide messenger RNA. Its product is annotated as protocadherin alpha-8-like. Gene Ontology annotation, cellular component: plasma membrane. The record is from RefSeq and is a predicted model, not a curated record. Gene Ontology annotation, molecular function: calcium ion binding. Lineage: Eukaryota; Metazoa; Chordata; Actinopteri; Syngnathiformes; Syngnathidae. Gene Ontology annotation, biological process: homophilic cell-cell adhesion.
AUAAAAAAUAGCAAAGUCAGCAAAUAUUUUGGCCAGGCUGUACAGAUAAUACUAAAAUAUUAUUUUUAAUUACAGUGUGUUGACCUGCUUCAUGUAAUAAGUGUUUGUGGCAAUAAAUGAAUAAAUACAGUAAGGUUGUGCUGUGAUAAGGUUGUAAUAUUUGUACCCUGGUGGUGUCACUAUAACAUCAGAGGACAGAAGGGAUGAUGUUCCUCCCACAUCCUUUGUUUGGUGCAUCAUUUGUAGAAGGCAAGUGAACCAGGAGGGCCGUGCGUGUUUUACGCAAAUAAUUACAGCAUUUGGAACGAGGAGGGAUAUAAUUCAUUGGAGGAGCAAUAUUGGAUUUUUAAAAUUUUGUUUUUGAACGAUGGAGAGCGGAAAAUGCUGCCGCUGGUUGUUUUUUGUUUUGUGUCUGCUUUUGUAUUUGGGAGGAAGAACCUCGGCUGAAUUGCGCUACUCGAUUCCAGAGGAGGUGAACGAAGGAACUGUGGUCGGGAAUGUGGCCAAGGAUCUAGGUCUGGACAAAUCCUCUCUGGUGGACCGACAGUUCCGUGUGGUGUCUGGAUCGAAGGAGGCGUUCUUUCACGUCAGGCCGGAAAGUGGUGCGUUAGAGGUCCGUAGGAAAAUCGACAGAGAGGCGCUUUGUGGGGGCAGCGGAGCUUGCGUCAUGGAGCUGAAGAUUCUCGUUGAAAAUCCGCUAGAAAUGCAUCACGUCGUUGUGGAAAUUACUGAUGUGAACGACCACUCCCCGAGAUUUUCUGAUAAAGAGCAAGUUAUUGAAAUAGCUGAGCAUUCAUCACCCGGACGCCGAUUCGAGCUGCACGCUGCAAGUGAUCCAGAUGCUGGAAUUAACUCAGUGCGCACAUAUACAUUGACGUCUAAUGAGCACUUUGAUUUAGAUAUAAGUCAAACUGAUGAAGAGAAAAUACCAUUUUUAGUGUUGAAAAAGGCUUUAGACAGAGAACAAAAUCAAAAUCACUCAUUAAUUGUUGCUGCAGUUGAUGGAGGGAAACCACAAAGAUCAGGAAUACUUAAUGUAACAAUUAUUGUUCUUGAUAUUAAUGAUAACUUACCACUUUUUAGUCAAGAUACUUACAGUAUUGAAAUAAAAGAAAGUACUCCAGUUGGAACAAGUAUUGUACAAGUUAAUGCAACAGAUCCAGAUGAAGGGGUUAAUGGAGAAAUACAAUACAGCCUUGGAAAAAUUGUAAAUAAAGCUUAUGAUGUAUUUGAACUAGACAAGUUAAGUGGACUCAUAAAGCUGAAAGGAGCUUUGGAUUUUGAGGAUUCAGAGAUUUAUAAACUUGAGAUACAUGCAUCUGAUAAAGGACAACCUCCUUUAACAGGCAGGAGUCGAGUCAUAAUUAAAAUUAAAGACAUUAAUGAUAAUCCUCCAGAAAUAGAAGUGACAUCACUGUCCAAUAAAGUGUCGGAAGACUCCAAACCUGGAACAGUUAUUUCCCUCAUUAGUGUUACGGAUAAAGAUUCCGGAGUAAAUGGCAAAAUUAUUUCACAGAUCACCAAUAAUGUCCCUUUUGAGUUAAAACCUUCAUACAAGGAGAACAUUUACUCGGUUGUCACUAAAGACUAUUUAGAUAGAGAGCAGGUGUCGGACUAUAAAAUAACAAUAACAUCAACAGACUGUGGUGAACCUCCAAUGUCGACUUCUAAAACUUUAGAUAUUCAGGUAUCAGAUGUGAAUGAUAACAGACCACAUUUCCACCAGUAUCCACUCUAUUUUUACCUGUCAGAAAAUAAUGUCGCUGGACAUUCAGUAUUCUCAGUUACUGCUACUGACAGUGAUGUGGAUGAAAAUGCAGUUAUUUCUUACCAUAUCAUGAGAGCAGUGAAAGAAAAAGAUGUGACAACCUUUUUGAAUAUUAAUUCAGACAAUGGACAAAUAUCAGCACUAAAAAGUUUUGACUUUGAGACGCUGAAAAGUUUCCAGUUCCAAGUCGUGGCCACAGACGGUGGAAGUCCUCCACUGAGCAGCAACGUGACAGUGAACGUGUUCAUUCUGGAUCAGAACGACAACGCUCCAGUCAUCCUGUAUCCAGUCAGCUCCAACGGUUCUGCUGAAGGUGUGGAGGAGAUUCCCCGCAAUAUGAAAGCAGGAGACUUGGUGACUAAAGUCAGAGCCUAUGAUGCUGAUAUAGGAUAUAACGGCUGGUUACUGUUUUCACUGCAGCAAGUCACUGACCACAGUCUCUUUACUUUGGACCGCUAUACGGGCCAGAUCAGAACACUUCGCUCAUUCACAGAGACGGACGAGGCUGAGCAUGGACUGCUCAUACUGGUCAAAGACAAUGGCAACGUUUCCCUGUCAGCAACAGCUACUGUGACUGUCAAACUUGUGGAGCCCAAAGAGGCUUUUGCAGCUUCUGAUGUCAAACGUGCAGCAGCAAAAGUGGGCGAGGAGGACGACAAUGUGACUUUUUACCUCAUCGUCACUUUGGGCUCGGUCUCGCUGCUUUUUGUCAUCAGCAUCAUCGUGCUGAUCGCCAUGCAGUGCUCCAAAUCCACAGAGUACACUUCCAAAUAUCUCCAAGACGCUAAUUAUGAUGGGACACUGUGUCACAGCAUCCAGUACAGAUCAGGAGACAAACGCUACAUGCUAGUUGGACCCAGAAUGAGUAUAGGUUCUACUAUAGUCCCGGGCAGCCACGCCAACACUCUGGUGCUCCCUGACAGGAGACACACUUCUUCUGGGGAGGUGAGCUAA